AUGUGCUUAGAGCCUGAAUCACUCGUGCCGAUCACGAGCUCAGGAGCGAGACAAGUUGUUCUGAUUGGUGAUCACAAACAGCUGCAGCCUGUCAUUCAGGAUCAAGUGGCCAAGGCGCUUGGUUUGAGUGUUUCCAUGUUUGAGAGACACUCCAAACGAGCUAGGAUGCUGCAGCUGCAGUACAGAAUGGUAAGUUGAGUCGAGUACCCAUGAUAAGAUUUUUAAAUCUUAUAUCGACUCAAAACCUGAAACUUCUAUGAGGAAACCAUAGGACUUUUUUCUGGUGUUUUCAUGAGGAACCAAAGGGUUGACCUCAGGCAGCAAUCAAAGUUUACGUGAAGAACAUUUUUAAGGGUAUUGAACAGCUUCUGCGCGAUUUGUGAGGGAAAUGUAGCUUUACAUGAUAAUUUAAUACCUUGUUCUUUUUUUUUUCACUACAAUUCAUGUCUCAUUUGAUUGUACCUUGUAUACCUCCGUAAGUAAUUGAUAUUUGAAGUGACAUCAAUAUUUAAAGAAACCUACUUCUUUAUAUAAAUCACCCUAAAAAACACUAAUCUAUUACUAUUCUCUCGGAUUAGCACAAAGGAAUAUGCGAAUUCCCUUCAAAGGAAUUCUAUGAUGAUAAACUCCAGACUGCUGAAGUAGUCAACUCGCGUCCUCCUAGCCCAGUAUCCUUUUGGCCUGCUCAGGUUCGUCGGAGAAGAGAUCUUCCCAUUGUCUUCUGUCAUGUGGAAGGUCAGGAGCAGUCUUCUGUGAUAACCACAUCAGAAAGUAAUCAGGAAUCCAAGAGGAACAUGAAAGAAGUUAGGAAGGUGGUAAGUACGGAAUCUUUACGCGCUCACGCGCGCGAUAGAGUUCAACGCUUGUCUAAGUUCGUAUCAAGGGGGACAAACCUGGAAAAUUCAUGUCAGUUAUUUUAAACUCAAAGGUCUGAGACAGUUCUACAUUGACGAGUUCUCCUUAGAGAGGCACUGAGGAGAUCUGAAACUUUAUGCAGCAUUUUUGAAAGUAAAAGAUCCAAAUUUUCCCUGCAUAGACCAUUUAACUCUACCCUUUUGGGCAGGAAUCUCGUUAACGUGAUUCGGUGGUUUUGCACUGCGCCUCUCUUCCUGCGCAUAACGAGUUAGCCGUCGUGUAAAAGGGGAAGUGGAGACCUUAUUAAAAUUAUGAUAGUCGAAGAGAACCAUUAUUGGAAUUUUCGAUUGCGGCUGCCUCUGGGCUAGAUGAGACUCAAAGUGUUAAGAAUGUGCAUAAGGUAAGCGGUAAGCGUUUUGCCUAGUUCGACUUCCUCAUCGAGAGCUUAGAUAGUGGACGUUUAGCUUGUAAUUAUGCAGAUUCAAUUUCCUGCUUCAUUCAUUAUCAAACAGAAGGUAAAAGGCAAUGACAUCAUCGGCUUCAAUAUAUUCCUGUCCUUCUUAAUGAAACUCCUGCCCCCCUCAAAAAAAGGGUAAAUUCGGGCCUUACUAUACUACUCUGCUCAGAUACACCUCUUAUCAGUUCUAGUGUAGGUACAGUUUUUCUUUACAUAAAGGUAAAAUUAAAAGAAGCCUGCAGGCCCACCAAUAGUGAAGCCCUUUUAGCCUUGAAGGCUGAACUGAAGCACGGGCUGUACUCCUGAGGUGAACAAACUUGCUUGAGCCUUAGUAAAUUCUUUAAACCCUACCAAUUUUUAGAAUCAGUCUGGCUUAUAGUACCCGCAAAUCGGAGCACCGUUUCUAGCUUAUUAUUGUGUGUGAUGUGAGCCCCAAAUGACGUUAACUGACGACAGCUUCGAAGACAACAUUUAACAUAUAUAAUACAAAAAGCAGCUAAAGCUAACGAGAGGUAGUUUUAAAAAAGAUUAAAUACAUUCAUGUUAUAUGGCUUCUUUAUUCCACACCCGAAGGGACUGAUUUCACAACGGCAAAAGGAAUGUUCAGCCCAGUUUGUCUGCUUGUUUCUCGUCUAGGUGCAAGUUGCAAAAUACCUUGUCAAUCGUGAAUCAGUGCCCAAGUCAGAUGUGGUCAUAUUGUCGCCUUACAGAGAGCAGCGAAGUAAAAUCAGCGAGUUAUUAAGAGGGGCGUACGACGGCAUCCACGUCACAACUAUCACGAAAAGUCAAGGUACGACAUCGACCAGAAAGAUUGAUAAAUAGCGCGGAAUUCCAUUUGCCUUGUUUCUAUACCUACGAUCCUUUAACAGAUGAUCGUAUAACCCUCUUUACCUCAAACGCUCUGAAAGCUAAAUAUCAUUUACAUGUCUGGCAUAAUUGCGAUCGAAGAGAGUUAUCCAACUUAAAUUAUCAUUGACUUAUCAGUUCAAAAUAUUGGCAAGUGUAUGAGUAAUAAAAAAACAUAUUGAGUGGUUUUCCUAAAACAUGAGUUAAUUUCGUAAUUAAAUUUCAGGAAGUGAAUGGGAUUACGUCAUCAUGUCUUUGGUUCGCUCCCUAAAGAAAGAAGAAAUCGACCCAGAGCCCUCCCUCAGCUGGCUCGGUGAACACUUGGGAUUCUUAAGAGACGAACAUCAAAUGAACGUGGGACUCACACGAGCACGUAGAGGGCUUUGUAUUAUCGGUGAGAAAAACCGCGUUGUUGCUUUUUUUUUGCCAAGCAACCAUAUUAAUUGGCAGUAUUCUCAUUUGACAAAAAAACUCAAACAGCCAUUUUGCGCCACUGAUUGUUUUUGUUUUGUUUUUAACACAAAGCGCACCAAUUAAUAUAACGUACAAAAGUGAUGAGGGAUUAGCCAAAGGGCGUGAUUUUCAUCAAACUGCAGUUACUGAUUCGGGAGAUUUAGACCCUGUUUACAUGGAGUGGGGGACCCCGGUCUAGUGGGGUAGGUUUCUUUUGUUUUGUGUCCUCCAGAGCGUGAAAACAAAAGAAACCAACCUCACUAGACCGGGGUCCCCCACUCCAUGUAAACAGGCCCUUAGUGUCCGAGUGGUCUCAUUGUUUUAUUGUUGGCUUGUCUAGAAGCUUCUAGAUGGGUGUUCAACCAGUUUAAUAUUCUUGUUCUGAACAAACGUAUUUUCUCCCUUAGGAAACAAAAAUCUUCUUGGGAUGGACGAAAUGUGGAGCAAGUUGAUAGAACACUAUGAAAAUAAUCACUGCCUUGUGGACGAGUCAUGGCCCUGGACAUAG
Messenger RNA from Porites evermanni, 3119 nucleotides. NCBI's taxonomy places the organism in Eukaryota, Metazoa, Cnidaria, Anthozoa, Scleractinia, Poritidae. The record is from the annotation of a GenBank genome assembly.